UCCUCACACACUGCUCACACACCCCCUACAAACUCCUCAAACACUCUUUACACAUUUCUUACACAUUUCUUCCAUGUGUAUCAGGAUGAAGCUCCUCGCUCUGGUGCUCCUGCUCUCUGCUUUCCCCUCACUGACCCUGACGGAGGUUGUGAGAUCUUUUCCACAAGCCUGUCCAUCAUUCUUCAUGUUAAAUCCACAAAAGCAAAAUGUCCACAUCAUCCCCACUAUCUUCACAGGACAUCAGUAUAAAAAGAUUUGUCAGCGCUGGAACAACAAAUACAGAUUUGCCACCGUGUACGACACUGAGAGGAGGAUCCCUGUUUACUCGGCCUACACGUUCACACAGCAAGCGAACACUACACGCAAUGAGGACUGGAAAAUUGAGCCUCAGCUUGAAAACACUAAAGGAAAUAAAUCGAUGGAGGAUUCCCCGAGAGAAGCAUUUGGACAUAUAACCCACCAGGCGGUGAACCAAGACUACAUCUCACAGCUAAACAGGGGUUAUACUCGAGGUCACGUGUUUCCACGUUUCUUUGCCGCUGAUCAGGCUCAGGCCGAUUCUACCUUCACUUUAACCAACAUAGCACCACAAACACAAGACAACAACGGAAGGUGGGGAGAGCAGGUGGAGCAACCGAUGCUUCAAGAAAUAAAAAACGAAUGCAAGCUAGACCAGAAUAACCUGGCGUACAUUGUGACUGGGGUCGUUCCAGGGAAUGACUGGAUCCCCAUAGAAAGAGACAAUGUUAGAAGUAACAACGGAAUUAACAUUCCCAGUAAUUUUUGGAGCGCUUUUUGUUGUAGGAACAAGACCAAUAUUAAACAACUCAUAUCAGGGGCCUACAUUGCUGAGCAAGGGGCAAUUAAAGCUAGACAUCCCAGUAUUGAAAACCUGAAUGAACGACUCACCACAGAGUAUCGUAAGAGUCAGUCACUGAAGAAAAGUGAAAGUUUCUCUGUGUUUCCAGGAUUAACAUUUAAGCCUUAAAAUUCAGAUACCUAAUUUCUAAAUGUAAAAAUCCCUAAAUAAAAUUUUUUAAAAAUCACACAAAAACUGCUUAAUUGACUUAAUGCUUAUUAAAACAUUUAUAACAUAAAACAUAAACAAAUGCUUAAUUAUAUUACGUCUCAGCUUCCGAUGUAUCUUAAUUUAAUAUCUCAUUCAAAGUCUUCUGAUGCAUUUCACGUAAAUUGUACUAAAACAAGGUGUUUAGUUAUGGUGGCUUUUAAACUCGAUUUACAGAUAAAACUACUGGACUUAGAGGUUUAAUUCUGUACAUUUAUUUUUGAAUAUAAUUUUGUCUAUUUGUCGAGUUUGGGGGUGAUUUAGAAAAGCAAACACAAAGAACUGUUUUUUUUUUUUUACCAUCAGCACCAAUGGAAGUAAUUUUUCUGUUUUACAAAGUGCAAAAGACAUUUUGCUGUUCUUCAUUUUUCUUUACCAUUUGUA
Clarias gariepinus (North African catfish) is the source of this 1450-nucleotide messenger RNA. Its product is annotated as endonuclease domain-containing 1 protein-like. The coding region runs from base 74 to 988 and encodes 304 amino acids. The transcript is spliced from 2 exons. Gene Ontology annotation, molecular function: nucleic acid binding; metal ion binding; hydrolase activity. The record is from RefSeq and is a predicted model, not a curated record. NCBI's taxonomy places the organism in Eukaryota, Metazoa, Chordata, Actinopteri, Siluriformes, Clariidae.